AUGAAGUCAAUAGCUACACUUCUCUUGGUGCUGAACUUUUGCAUGUAUGUCAUAGUUUUAGCCACCGGUGCAUGGGCUAUGAAUAGAGCAAUAGAUCAUGGUUUUAUUAUAGGUCCGGAAUUAAAACUUCCAGCUCAUUUUUCACCCGUUUUCUUUCCGAUGGGAAAUGCUUCAACCGGAUUCUUUGUUACAUUUUCUUUGUUGGCUGGAGUAGUUGGUGUUGUAUCAGCAAUUUCCGGAAUCAGUCAUAUCUGUUCAUGGACUGCUAAGAGUCUGCCAUCUGCAGCUUCAGUUGCUACCAUGGCUUGGACUCUUACACUUCUUGCCAUGGGCUUCGCCUGGAAAGAGAUUGAGCUUCAAAUUAGAAACGCACGUCUGAGAACCAUGGAGGCUUUCCUAAUUAUCCUCUCAGUUACACAACUUCUCUACAUAAUUGCCAUUCAUGGUGCUGCUGCAUAUAAUAUAUAUACUUGA
Molecule: messenger RNA, 474 nt
Organism: Vicia faba (fava bean)
Lineage: Eukaryota; Viridiplantae; Streptophyta; Magnoliopsida; Fabales; Fabaceae
Source: the annotation of a GenBank genome assembly